Molecule: messenger RNA, 1889 nt
Organism: Bacillus rossius redtenbacheri
Lineage: Eukaryota; Metazoa; Arthropoda; Insecta; Phasmatodea; Bacillidae
Product: innexin inx7-like
Exons: 2
Coding region: 36-1262 (408 amino acids)
Biological process (GO): phototransduction
Cellular component (GO): gap junction; plasma membrane
Molecular function (GO): gap junction channel activity
Source: RefSeq, a predicted model, not a curated record
GCCGGAUUGAUUCGCCGAAAGGGCGAGAGUCGAGGAUGGGUACGCGUGAACUGGCCGUGCUGAAGACGUUCAAGUCCAUCAAGGACAACUUCAGGAUCUCGUCGCGCGACGUGGACAUAGACAACCUGGCCUUCAAGCUGCACUACCGCGCCACUGCCGGGUUCCUGCUGUCCUGCACCGCGCUCGUCUCCACAUACACGUACUUCGGCGGCCACAUCGCCUGCGUCUCGGACAAGGGCGUGUCGGAGCAGGUCAUCAACAGCUUCUGCUUCUUCUCCAGCACGUUCACCGUGGUGAGGCACCUGAACUCCAGCUCCGUGGACCAGGGCCUGGCCCUGGGGCCCGGCGUGGGCCCGCUGGCCCCCGGGGACGAAGUGGUGCGCCACGCCUACUACCAGUGGGUGCCGUUCCUGCUGUUCGCGCAGGCGCUCUGCUUCUGCCUGCCGCACCUCGCGUGGAAGGCGCUCGAGGGAGGCUCCGUCAAGGGCUUCUCCGCGGGCCUGCGAGGACUCCAGCUCGCCGUCGGGGACCAGGAGCUGAGGCUGGGUCGCGGGGUCGUCGUGCCGACGAGGCAGCACCGCGAGGCCGCGGUGUCGACGGCGGCGAGGGCCUUCCUCGCGAGGCGGCCCCUUUUCGGAGGCUGGGCUCUCCGGCUGGCGGCCUGCGAGCUGAUGAACCUCGCCAACGUGGUCCUCCAGGUGGCCGCGAUCCACGCCUUCCUGGGCAACCGCUUCUGGGACCUGCGUCCCUGGGUGGGAGGAGGCAACCUCGACGCCGUCUUCCCCAAGCUCACCAAGUGCUCCUUCCACAAGUUCGGGCCAGGGGGGAGCGUGCAGACCCACGACGCGCUCUGCGUCAUGCAGCUCAACCUCGUCAACGAGAUCAUCUUCGCGGCGACGUGGUUCUGGAUGGUGUUCCUCGCGGCGGCGACGGUGGGCGCGGUGGCGUGGCGCGCCGGGACCUUCCUGCUGCACGGCCGCUCGCGUGGGCUCGCCGAGGCUCUGCUGACGGCCUCGUACCCGGGUCGCCCGCGCGACGGCUCGGCGAGGCAGGUGGCGGAUGGCUGCGACUACCCCUCCUGGCUGUUCCUGCGCUACCUCGGCAGGAACGUCGACGCGGCCACCUUCAGGGACCUGGUGCGCGCCGUGGCGGAACAACUCUCCCCCGGGUCCACGCACGACGACGACCACCACCCGUCCCGCCAGGAGACCUUCCCGCUCAACAACAACUCGCUCAAGAAACACGACGUCGUCCAGUUCUGAGCUCUUUCCCGAUCGAAACCGCGAGGUCUCGGUGGGUCCACAGGGAAAAAGAUUUUGUUCGAAUCAAACAAAUAAUUUGUUUAUGUAUGGCGAAACAAAUAUUUUUCUUGGUGGAACAAAAUAUUGUGUUUAGCUUAACCGAACUCGGUAAGCAACAAAAAUAAUUUGUUACACCUAACCGAAUAUACAUUUGAGUUGACAAAAUCAUUUUGUUGGGUCCAACAGAAUCUUUCCUACUACAAAAUAUUUGUUUGAAUUAACAAAAUAUAUUUAUUUCGCCAUAUAUAAACAAACAUUUUGUUGAGGCAAACAAACCUUUCUCUCAGUGCACACUGGCCUAACUUGAAUUACCAACUCCUCUACGGGGAUCUACAAAUGCAUCCCCAAAUGUUUUUUGUUAUUCCAAGUGGCUAAACUGUAGUUCUGAAAUACUGAACGGGACCCCUUGAUUAAAAAACAGAAGACCUACCCUGCUUUAUCUGUUUCCUGGUAUUCGAAUCCGCAUAACUUGAUUAUUCCACAGAAUCUGGCACUUCAACCGACGAAAUCAAAAUUGUAUUUUGCAUUCUAUAAUAACAUUUUAUUGUAAAAAAAAAGCUGCUGUGUGAAUAAAAACGCUUUGCUACA